CUUGGUUGUUCACAUCCUCCUUUUGCUUCCAUUUCCACCCCUCCAUUUUACAGCCUCAGUUCAUUUAUUUGUUGAUAAGGGUUGUUUUUACAGACAUCUUGGAGAAGGCAACAGAUCCAGCAGCGAUGGCUGACAGAACCAUAGUGUUCCUCCCCCCCAGUUGUGACAACAUAAACCAGGCAGGCCAGGGGGCCUCAAAUACUGUUCUCCAACUACCAGGGGCAGUUCUCCAUGGAGGUCAGCAGCUUGGAGGCCCUGAUAACCAGCCUCAGCAGAGCGGGCAGGUGGGAGCCAUGGAGAAACUCCGCUAUGUUGAGACCAAAACUCUGGGGGUUGUCCAGAUCAUGAUUGGAUUGGUACACAUUGGCUUUGGGGCUGUCUCCCUUGUUCUUGUACACGACUCCAUGUACCGGUAUCUUGUUUUUGCUGCUGUUGGAGGUUAUCCAUUCUGGGCAGGACUAUUUUUCAUUAUUUCUGGAUCCCUGGCUGUGUCAGUUGAGAAAUAUCUUAAUACAAGCAUGGUGAAAUGCUGUGUGGGAAUGAACAUCACAAGUUCUAUAAUGGCAUUAGUUGGCAUCGUGCUCUAUUUGACGGAGCUGUGUCUAAAUCAUUAUUCUCCUACUCUUGCCAUUUAUUCUCGUGAGUUAAGCCACCAAAUAGGUACUGGUCUCGGAGUCCUCCUCUUCCUGUUCACAUCCCUGGAGUUCUGCAUUGCCGUUUCCACAGCCCAUUUUGGGUGCCUGGCCGUCUGCUGUAACAAUGAGAGGGCCAUAACUUUCAUGCAGUACCCCAUCUAUCGAGGUGGUGUGAAUCCUGCUGAAGGCAACCCUGCUCCUCCAGCCUCCAGUGCUGAACUUUCUUCCAAGGAAGAGGCUUACUAAAGAACCCAAGAGAAAAGCGAUCAAAGAUAUCACUUCCAAGAAUCCAGGAAGUGAAAUAUUAUUGAUGUAUUAACU
Lacerta agilis (Sand lizard) is the source of this 956-nucleotide messenger RNA. RefSeq names its product membrane-spanning 4-domains subfamily A member 12-like. The record is from RefSeq and is a predicted model, not a curated record. Bases 126 to 881 code for a protein of 251 amino acids. The transcript has 6 exons. NCBI's taxonomy places the organism in Eukaryota, Metazoa, Chordata, Lepidosauria, Squamata, Lacertidae. Gene Ontology annotation, cellular component: plasma membrane. Gene Ontology annotation, biological process: cell surface receptor signaling pathway.